UUGCGAGCCGAAGAGGUCGAUCUCAUCGAUAGAAUCAUAGUGAAGAUAGUGAACAAUAGCUGCAAAGAGCAAGUCGCCGCCGGUCUUUUGGAUCUCGAGCAGAGCUCGGCUCUAGAUCUGACGAACUGGUGGGGAGAGGCUUUGGCGGCGCUGAGCUCGAAUCUCUUCCAGAGAGUCAUCAAGGUGAUGAAAGCUAAGAAAGGGACGAUCACUAGGAUCUUGAUGAACUACGCACAGAGCUCGGUUCAAGGCGGCCUAUCGUCGGAGGAACAGACUCUCGCGAAUCAGAAGAUCAUCGUCGAAACGAUCGCCGGUUUGCUUCCGACGCAGAGGAGGAAGUGCGAUGCGCCGAUCGCGUUCCUUCGGGGCUUCUGAAAACCGCGACGAUCGUUUCGGGAUCGGCGAUGAACUUGGAGAGGAGAAUCGGCCUUCGAUUGGACAGAGCCAUUAUCGCGGACAUUCUGAUUCCGGCGAAUUGCCGCCACAAGGGGGCACACUCGAUCUACGAUACUGAUUCGGCACUGAGGAUCUUCUCCAUCUUCCUGAAUUCGAACGACGAGGAGGAGGAGGAAGAGCACCGAUCGAGAGAAGACAUCGACGGUGGUUACUACGAACAGAGCUCUCUGCUCAAAGUGUCCAAUCUUUUGGAUAGCUAUCUCGCAGAAAUCGCAUUGGACUCCAACUCGACGCCGGCGAAGUUCAUCGCUCUCGCUGAACUGCUCCCUGAUCACACAGCGAAUGAUGGUCUGUACAGAGCUAUCGAUAUCUUCCUCAAGAUAAUUUAUUUUAGGUUAAAGGAGUUCACUCUUUCAUUACCUGAAAACGUAAGGUUGGUCCUUUCUGUAGUGUUAGUGCUGCUCAUGAAAUUGGUGAGAGUGUUCGUCAUCAGAUACACAAAAAACAUAGUCAAGUUUGCUGAAGUUUUCAUUCACAUUGAUCCAUCAUAGUCUAACUGCUCUAUUUUGGAAGAAAGAAAGAAUUUGAAGGGCUUAGAAGGCAGAGACUCGAACGGUCUUUCCAGGCAUCAAGAAGCUGAAACCAUUGUGUCUGACAUUUUGUCAAAGCAAUUCUCUAAGCAGAUGUCCCUAGAACACAUCACACUCCACUCAUUGCAAGGGAAGAUAUUGGUUCAAGCUCUAGUCUCAAUGCCUGCUUAGAUGCUUAUUAGUGAGGCAAUGGACAUAGCCAAGAGAGCGGCAAAGGAGAUCCUGCCAGUUACAUCUAGUAUCAACCAAGUCAGCAUCCAAUUACGAUUAGGCAGGCCAAUCUCAAAGCAUCACGAACCAGUGGUCAUGAAAAAAGAAACAGAAGACCCCAAAGUUGACACUGUUCAAGGUCAAAUGUAAGUCUAUCAUAAUAAGGUACUGGUGACUGAGGCUACGAUCGCUCCCUCGUCAAGAAACAACUCAAUGAUUGAGAAUAAAGAUGUACCCGCACAUUUUCUUUCAAAGUUUGUGUCUGCACACACCAUCAUUUCGAUUUUGUCAGAGCAUCUGUGAGGGGUUGUGUGUUUAUCGGCUCUAUCGAUUCUCUGUUGAAGCUCUGUUUGUGUAGAACUUAUUGGCACCUCAAUCUUGUUUCGUGCAAGUUUAUUUAACAAAAAAGACUUGAGUUAUACACCUACUUGUAGAUUGAUUACAGAAUAAGCAUAUUGUUUUUUCCUA
Zingiber officinale is the source of this 1664-nucleotide messenger RNA. RefSeq names its product BTB/POZ domain-containing protein At1g03010-like. The transcript has 5 exons. Lineage: Eukaryota; Viridiplantae; Streptophyta; Magnoliopsida; Zingiberales; Zingiberaceae. The coding region runs from base 405 to 947 and encodes 180 amino acids. The record is from RefSeq and is a predicted model, not a curated record.